AACAACCGUCCUGUUCCACAGACAAAAGUCGAGAUUUGUCUUGGGGACACAUCGUGUGGCACUGCAAAAAUGACCCAAAUCCUUUUCGUAUUUGCUUGGCUAGGUUUUAACUGAGCCGUAACAUGCUUUAAACGCUGCUGUUAGAUCUCAGAAAAGAAUAAUGAAAACUCGGGAUUCGCCACCCGUUCACGUUCACGUACCGGAGACAACACCUGUACAUGUUCAUAUGAGGAGGAGUCCUAGCAAACCUCCGCAGAAUCAGGCGAAAGAUGAUGCAAGAAGAGAUGGAGGGAGGCCAAAGUCCCGGACGCCUUGGAUUCCUCCGGGAAGACUGUCCUGCAGAAGAGACGUGGGCUCCUACACACCUCAGACAAGCAGAGUGAUGCAUCAGUCAGACCGAAGGAGCAGACAUCAGAGAGAUGCAGAGGAGCAGGAGGAAGAGCUGGCUGGAGUAUCUCAGAACCUCAGUAUCCUGCUAAGAGAGCAAGAAAACCUCCGUCGCUCAAAGAUAUUGGAUGCUCGAGACCAACACAGAGAUACAGACGUGCUCCUGAGGGCGCUAGUAGAAGCAGAAAUAGAUGGCGUAGCUGUAUCUAAUCAGCUGACAGCCCUGAAGGAAGCAAUCGACAGCCUCUCUAAAGGUAAACGGACGUCGAGCUUGCACGCAGCCUCGCUGGGACGACAGCAGGAGCUGCUGAUGGAGAAGAUUGAGAUGUUUGUCAACUCAAAUCACAGCCUGCGAGACCUCCUCAGAGAGUGGAGUGAGCUGGAGAGAGAAUUGCUGGUGUCCUUGGGACAGAAAGAGGCCUUCAGAAAGAGACUGGCUGACAGUGAAGCAGAAAACAUUAGGCUUUUGGCCAAACUCGCCAACAAAGAGAAGGAGGUCUCUGAGCUUGCUGUGCAUCUGGACUUUGAAAAGGACAACAUUAAGACAACCGAGGAGCUUUCCCAAAUCCUGGAGUCCACCUGCAGCCACCUGAAGUCCCAGCUGAACCACAAGGAGGUGGAAAAGGCUCAGCUGGCUGCUCAGAUUCAGAGCAUGCAGCAGAGCCACAAGCAGAAGCAGGAGGAGCUCCAGGUUCUGCAGGAGGAGCUGCAGAAUCUGAGGCAGCAAAGGAAGGACGAGGAGGCGAGACAGGACCAGGAGACUCUGUCUCUGCUCACAAACCGGGCCGAGCAAGCCGAGGAGUCCGCCAGGCAACUCUCCCAGAAACUUCAGGAGAAGGAAUCCAAGCUGUGUCAAGCUUUGUCCACAUCCAGUGACUGGUGUCUCCGCCAUUCCAAGGAAGCAGCUGCUAAAGGUCAGCUGGAGGAGGAGAUCUCUGCUCUCAGACUUCAGGUGACCGAACUGAACUCACAGCUUCAGUCCAUGAGGGAGAAGAGUCGGGUGGAGAGGGAGGAGCUCAGAAACCAGCUUCACCAACUCAGCGCUGAGAACGCCUCCACCAAGCUGGAUAACCAAAGACUCCAGAGUGAGCUGACGUCAUCUGAGGAGAAGUUCAGAGGACUUCACUCUGAAGCUCGUCAGCUGAAAUCCUUGAUCAGAAAGUAUGAAAACCUGGUGGAGAAAAACAAGAAGAAGGUCCAUCAGGCUCGUCUGGAAGCGGAGGAAUACUGCCUGAAGCUGGAAGUUUUCCAGAAGGAGGCAGAGGAGGUGAAGGUGAGCCUGGAGAGGGAGAAGGAGGAAGUGAGGCGGGAGCUGCUGGGUCGGCUCAGAGAGCUGGAGACGCUGCCGAACAGACUGAGGAGGACGGAGCAGCAGCUCCGAGAUGUCCAGCAGGAAGCCGACACCCACGAAAGGAGGAACAUGGAGAAUAGCGCCGCUUUGUCCGAAGUCAGACACAAGGUGGAACAACAAGGAACUCAGCUGGAAAUGCUGCAGCAGAGGAACCUUCUGCUGCAGGAGGAAAACAACGUCCUCAAAGAGAAAAUUCACAGCUUAGAAAGGAAGCUCGAGGACACAAACACGGAAAACAAAGAGAUGUCCCGUGAUCUCACCUUAAAGGAAGGCAGUGUCCGCAGCCUACAGCAGCAGCUGGAGGAGAAGUCUCGAGAGUGCAGCGUCUUGUCCAGACAGCUGCAGCAAACUCUGGAUGAUGCGCAGAGACAGGUUGAUGACAGCAUGCAGAGAGUCUUGGCCAAAGAGCGAGUGUCCCAGUCCAAAGCGCUGGACCUGCAGAGUCAGCUGAGUCAGGCCAAAACAGAGCUGAGCCAACUACAACGAAACAAAGAAGAGAUGGAGCGGCGUUUCCAGAGUCAGCUGCAGAACAUGAAGGAGAGGCUGGAGCAGUCGGACUCUACAAACCGCAGUCUGCAGAACUACGUCCACUUUCUCAAAACAUCAUACGGAAAUGUGUUUGGUGACUCUUUACUUGCAAGCUGACUGGCGUUUACCAUCAUUAAAGCUCUGUGGCAGACUCAGAUCACAUUGUAUGCUUUACAUUUAUUCAUUAUGCUGUCUAUAGAGUAAAUAAAACAGAAUUCUCAAAUGAUA
Messenger RNA from Melanotaenia boesemani (Boeseman's rainbowfish), 2494 nucleotides. RefSeq names its product outer dense fiber protein 2-like. The record is from RefSeq and is a predicted model, not a curated record. Gene Ontology annotation, cellular component: centrosome. NCBI's taxonomy places the organism in Eukaryota, Metazoa, Chordata, Actinopteri, Atheriniformes, Melanotaeniidae. The transcript has 17 exons. Gene Ontology annotation, biological process: regulation of cilium assembly. The coding region runs from base 161 to 2383 and encodes 740 amino acids.